This is a messenger RNA of Hippoglossus stenolepis (Pacific halibut), 1781 nucleotides long. RefSeq names its product R-spondin 4 (gene rspo4). Lineage: Eukaryota; Metazoa; Chordata; Actinopteri; Pleuronectiformes; Pleuronectidae. The coding region runs from base 380 to 1090 and encodes 236 amino acids. The transcript has 5 exons. The record is from RefSeq and is a predicted model, not a curated record.
GAGACUCUGCACUGCUCUCCACACCUCCUGCGCUCCCGACUCUCCCCUGCUCCUCUCCCCUGGUUUAUGGCGCCUGCCUCCUCAUCUCAGCCCUAAAUCUCCUGCGUGCAGCGCCACAAAAGGAGAGGAGGAUCUCCCCUCCUGUCGUCCCUCACCUCAGCACUCAUCGUCUUCAUCGUCUUCUGCUCUGGGCCUGUGAGAUUAUCUCCUCCACCUCAUCCAUCCCUGCCGCUGCUGCUUCCAAACCCCCCCCCCCCCUACGUCGCUGCCCCUCUCACCUCGUCCCUCGCUGUGGAACUAAGUCUUCGCCCCGGCGCCCCUGGAGUCCCUGCAGAUGUCCGCAGCCUGGCGCUGAAGCGGGCGUUUGCCAGCAGCCCAGAUGCAUUUGCGACUCUUUGCCAUUGUGAUGUCGUUGCUGUGCGAGGUGAUCAGGAUGGGGUCUGGUGUCGUGCAGAAGCAAAGUGCCCACAGAGAGACACCAGACGACUGUCGGAGCUGUCUGGAGUGUUCCCGUGACAACGGCUGCGUGCGUUGCCCCGAGCGACUCUUCCUGUUCCUGCAGAGGGAGGGGAUGUCUCACCACGGGACCUGUGUCCACGCCUGCCCGGCUGGACACUACGGACAGAGAGGGAAGGACAUCAACCGCUGCACCAAAUGCCGCUCUCUGGACUGUGAGCACUGUUUCAGCCGGGACUUCUGCACCAAGUGUAAAGCCGGCUUCCUGCUGUACAAAGGAAAGUGUCUGACGAGCUGCCCCAAGGAAACGUUCGCCCACCAAACCGACUGCAUAGACAACUGUCUCCCGGCUCCGCUGGGAGACUGGAGCGAGUGGAGCGUCUGUCUCCGUGAUGGCGCCACCUGUGGCUUCAGGUGGGGGAUGCAGACCAGGACUCGGGGGGGCAGGACGCCGGAGGAGAACGCAGCUCUGCUUUGUCCAUCGCACAGCGAGACACAAAGGUGCAGGAUGAAGAAAAAGUGUCCCACAGAAAGAAGACAGAGUAAAAAAGGACUUGGAAGAAAGAGGGAGAGAAAACUCCUGCAGCUCCUCAGCAGCAGCAGCGCCGACGCCGACUCGCCGGGAGGAAGCUGAGGAGGUGACGGACACGCGACGAGACGAGCGACGAGACGAGCGACGAGACGAGCGGCUCAGCACGACACGUGUCAGCGAUUUCAAUCUGAGACCAAAUCAGUGUUUGAGGAUGUUUCCGAUCAGACUGUUCGUUAUUAAAAACAUCAGAAAGUUGUUUACUGGAAACUCCAGUUGAUACUAUGACUAAGAAAUUCUGUGAGUAACGAUUUCCAGAGAAUGCUGGUGACUUGGUGAUCGUCAGCAAACAUCUGUCCCCCCGGAGGAUCCAGAGUUUAUCUGGUGUCCGACCACAGAGACGGAUCAGUUCCUGAUUUCGCAGUCACAGAAUAUUAAAGUUUGAUCCGUGCGUUUAUAUUUAAAAGAGAGAAAAACAACUUGUGUGAAGAACUUUUCCUUCAAAUCAAACUGUAAUUAAGUGGCUGACGUGUCUUUUUAAGGUAAAAGUUUUAUUUCCUGCUCUUCCUCUCCUCCCGUUUGCUUCUGUCAGUUUUAUAUUUAACAACAUUUCUAUGACGAAAUGGGAUUUUAUUCCACAACAUGAAUGUACGUGUCACUAAAUGUAAAUAUGGUUGAUGAGCUGACUGCAGAUCUGUAGCUUCUUGCAGACGCGUGACUUUCCGGAUUUAAAAAAGCUUGAAUUUGUAACUUUCUGUUUGUGACAUUAAGAUUGUGAGUAAAACGCUUCCUCUGU